Messenger RNA from Leptinotarsa decemlineata (Colorado potato beetle), 560 nucleotides. It is a transcript of the gene mRpL14, whose product is annotated as mitochondrial ribosomal protein L14. Gene Ontology annotation, molecular function: structural constituent of ribosome. Gene Ontology annotation, cellular component: mitochondrion; ribosome. NCBI's taxonomy places the organism in Eukaryota, Metazoa, Arthropoda, Insecta, Coleoptera, Chrysomelidae. Gene Ontology annotation, biological process: translation. The record is from RefSeq and is a predicted model, not a curated record.
UCUAACCUUACUUUUUCUCUUUUACUUAAUAUUCAAGGAACCAGUCUUUUCAAAUCAAAAAUGUUUUCUAAUAGUUACUUCAUAAGAUCAGUUCAUGUCGUACGUAAUUUCCACCUCUCAAGUCAACGGUUGGAGAUCCAAAAAAUGACCAGACUCAGGGUGGUUGAUAACAGCCCUAUUGGCAAGCAAGCAAUGGCAGAAGGAAAACCUCCCAGAUGCAUACAAGUUUAUAAUAAAACUGGAAUAGGAAAAAUUGGUGACAAGGUUCUGGUAGCAAUAAAAGGUGAAAAGAAGAAGGGGAUUCUUGUUGGAUUAAAGCAGAAUCAAAAUGCCAAAGUUCCCAAAUUUGACAGCAAUAACAUUGUUCUCAUUGAUGAUAAUGGAACGCCCCUUGGUACAAGAAUACAUGUUCCGAUACCUACAAUACUUAGAACGAUUUUAAAAGAGAAGACUCACGCCAAAGGAGCAGAUUACACAAAAGUUUUAGCUAUUGCUUCUAGGUUUGUUUAGUUUCUCAUGUUAUAUUUGAUAGAUUUCAAUAUAUUUAUAUAAGUACAUAA